UCUUCCCCUUCAUAAUCCAAUUGGACAGCUGAAAUCACGUGGCGCUGUUGAGUUCCGGAUUCUAACUUGCAUGCGAUCAUAUGGGUCAAAGCUUAAGACAUAUGGAGCGUGCGCUAGGUGUAGGCAUUGGGCCGCUGGCUGCUGGGACUGUCGGUCUGCUGAUUUUGCUGAAGGUGAUCCAGAGAUUGAGACGCAGGCCCAACAUCCAGGAUAAAGUGGUGGUGAUCACCGGUGCCAGCUCAGGGCUGGGCAAAGAGUGUGCGCGGGUCUUCCAUGCAGCAGGGGCCCGACUGAUCCUGUGCGGACGGGACCAGAGGAGACUGCAGGAGGUUGUGGAGGAGCUGAGAAACAAAACCUAUGGAAAGACACAGACUUACACUCCCUGCACCGUCACCUUUGACCUGUCAAACACGUCUGUGGUCUGCAGCGCCGCCGCAGAGAUUUUAAAGUGUCACGGCCACAUCGAUGUUCUCAUCAACAAUGCUGGUGUUAGUUACCGCGGCAACAUCCUGGACACCCACGUUUCAGUUCAGCGUGAGGUCAUGGAGACCAACUACUUCGGUCCUGUUGCUCUGACACAAGCCAUACUUCCGUCGAUGGUAGACAGAGGUAGUGGCCAUAUUGUCGUCAUUAGCAGCGUGCAGGGAAAAAUCUCAAUACCCUACAGAUCUGCAUAUGCUGCAUCUAAGCAUGCGAUGCAGGCCUACUAUGACUGUUUGCGGGCGGAGGUUGACAGUUUGGGCCUGCAUGUGUCAGUCCUCAGCCCAGGCUAUGUCAGAACUAACAUGUCCAUCAAUGCAGUCACAGGCGACGGAUCCAAAUAUGGAGUAAUGGACAGAACCACAGCAACGGGGGCAGAUCCAGUGGACGUGGCAAAGGAUAUUCUGAAGGCUGUCUGUCAGAAAAAGAAAGACGUGGUUAUGGCUGGACUGGGGCCGACUACAGCUAUAUAUCUGCGCACACUCUGGCCUGCUCUCUACUUCAGAGUGAUGGCUUCACGAGCCAGAAAACAGACAGGGAAAGAAGAAUAAAAGUCGAUUUUUUUUGUCGAAAAGGUGAACAAGCACUGAAUGUGUUUGAUAAAUAAUUACAAAAGGACUGAAUCCUCUUUGGUCUGUAAAGAAAUAAGUCAGUAGCUGGGUUUCAAUCACCAUGUGGUAAUUUUGAAGAGUUGCAUCAUAAAUAAGUAAUGCAAAUGCCAAAUUUCAAAUAAAACUUCCUUAAUUUGCAAAAAAAUUCAAAUAAUAAUAUUAACUUAUGCUUGCUUGGAAUAAAUGCAUUUGCAGAAUAUACUCUGACGUACUGAAAAUUACACCCAUGUGACUCCAUUAUGUUUGCCUUGCUUACUGUUGGUUGCUAGGUUACCAAUACUACAGUCAGCCACUCUAAAGCCUCUUUUUCACUGCACACGACAAAAGACAAGUGACAGACCGGAAGUCAUUUAUUUCCAAUGGAGAGUAGUCCGGGAGCUGCGUGGAGUUCCGAUCAUCUCCGUAUGCGGAAAAUUCUGAUCCGAAUUGAGCUGCGGAUCUGCUGAAAUAUUUAAACUCCUGUGAAUGGACCAUAUGCGACCGGAUGUGAUGUAUUCUACUGUUGUCCAAGCGGGUCUUUGCAUGCGAGAUGAGAAAUAGGUUAUAUAUAUAAUGUUUUUUUUAAACAAAAAAAAUUUCUAUAUUAAAAAACAUUUCUAUUCAUAAAUGAGUAAUAAAAAAUAUUAUAUGGUAAUGUCGUCUCCACAUUCCCUCCAAAAGUUUUAGCAGUCUACAAGUCUUUCUAGUAUUUAUUCAUUCAUUCAUUCAUUCAUUCAACCACGGAGAACAGCUUCUCUCCCAUAGUGUGCGACAAAACUGAAAAUUCUGUCUGACUGCCACAAGGGGGCGUAUUCCAACAGUCGUGUCCAAAUUUUGUGUUGUGGGCUUAAAGGUAAAGUCUAGAUCGGCUUUGCGGCCGGCCGGAAGUACGAUAUGCACAUCAAUAUAGCAGCAUUUUUUAUGACACUGUAUAAAUUUUUUAUAUAUUUUUACGUUACUGUGACAGUUGGGUUAAGGGUUAGGGUGGGGUAGAUGUUAAAAAAUAGAAUUCACAGGGUAAUUUAUUAGAUAACAUAAAUAAUACUCAGUACAACUACUGUUUUAAUGUUACUGGGAUGGUUGGGUUUAGUGUUGGGGUGGCGGUUUACUUUAAUAAAAUACAGUUAAUGGAAAAUGUAAUAAAUAAUAUAAAUAAUUCUCGUUUACUUCUGGCCGCAACCAUAUCCGAUCUAGCAACAACCCACUCUAGCAAAUUGAUGGAAGCGCACCUAUUCAUUUAAACCCUAACCCCAUUAUGUUAGCCUUGUUUACUGUUGGUUGCUAGGUUACCAAUCCUACAGUCAGCCACUCCAACAAACUGAUGGAAACGCACCUAUUCAUUUAAACCUUAUUUUAAAAACCCUCAUGAACCGGAAGCUGCGACCGUUAUUUUUUUCAUAUUGUGACGCAGUUCCUAGAGAAACGGAAUAUUAAGUGAGAAAACAGUGGGCGUGGCUUGUUUUAUUCUACUGCGAGCUGAUUGGAUGUAGUAAACUAGGCAUUUCAUUCUGACAGAUCUGGAAAAGGGUUUUAGGAGAGUUGUUACAGCCUAACAGACACCUCCUCACUAUUUCUGUUUGUUGUAAACACUGACAGUUCGAGCGGCGUGGUUAAUAGCCAAUUCCUAAGAUAUACAUAAUCUGACAAUUUAACUGAAUAAAAAACGAAAGAUUUCAAUUAAAGAUCAGAAGAGCAAACUAUUUUUUUUUUCUUAAUGACAUGCACAGAUGAAUUGUUCAUCACAAAACUAGCAAUGUGAGGGGACUUUAGCCCAGACCCCAUUAUGUUUACUGGUUGACUGUUGGUUGCUAGGUUACCAAUACUACAGUCAGCCAGUUUAACAAAUUGAGAAAAAUGCACCUAUCCAUUUAAACCCCAACCCUGACUCCAUUAUGUUUGCCUUGUUUACUGUUGGUUGCUAGGUUACCAAUACUACAGUCAGCCACUCUAACAAAUUGACAGAAAUGCAUCUAAUUCGCAUUUGGGAUUUUGUUGUUGUUGUUGUUGUUGUUUUUCUGAAACUUUCAAAAUAUUUGCAUCACAUUAGGAUGAAAAUCCAGCUAAAGACCAGCAUCAAAGAUCAGUUUGUAAGACAAGCAGCACACACUUCUUCUAAUACAAAAAUAUGUAUUGUGUUGUAUGAUAUCCAUGUAUUGUAUUUAGAUAAAAAAUAAACCAUUUUGCUGACUGCAUCAGAUGAAAUUUAAUAAAGUGAUUUUUAUAUACACUGUA
Molecule: messenger RNA, 3302 nt
Organism: Danio rerio (zebrafish)
Lineage: Eukaryota; Metazoa; Chordata; Actinopteri; Cypriniformes; Danionidae
Source: RefSeq, a predicted model, not a curated record